AUGUUCUCUAAUCUCGGUAUCACCACAGGAGCACCGCCGUUUGGUAGCAAUCCUGCGACGACCUCUGGGCAAUCCGGUUCAUCUUUGUUUGGCAACACUGGCACCUCCUCUGCCGCACCCAACGGAGGCCUCUUCUCCAAUCUCGGCGGCGCUCAGCAGGCCACUUCUUCUGCAGCACAGCCUACUGGAGGCUUGUUUGCACGCGUCCAACCCGCAAAUACUUCUGCGCAAACCACGUCCGCUGGAGCAGCUGCUCCUGGAUUGUUCUCCAAUUUAGGCACGACGCAAGGCCAGGCUCAGCCAGUUUCCAGCGCCGGGGGACUGUUCGGUGGACUCAGUGGACUAGGAGCUUCGACAAACCCGCCUCAGCAACCUGCCACCGGGGCGUCAACUUUCGGGGGCUUUGGUAGCCUAGGCGCCUCCACAAACCCACAGCCAAACAACGCGAGCCAACAGCAAGGACAAGGGCAGGAUCCGUCUUUGGCUCAGUCAACGAGUGCUACGGGAAAGAAUGCACACUUCGACCAGCUUCUGGAGCGCGGCAAGAAGAGGAACAACCAGGCCAAUGGAGUAUCUCAGUUUGGGGACUUGCCAACGUUGCAGCUUGGGCUGGGAGACAUUGCGAGGAAGGUUCGCAAUCUUGGGACUGGUGGGCCUUCGGCGUCGCAAGCGGCACAGGGCGACUACAGCAGAGCACACUACGUUCUCGCCGCCUCUGGAAUCUCUACUGGACGAACGCUUCGAGACCUCAAUCAAUUCGGCUCGCAGGUUGGCUUAGGUGUCGCAGGAGCUGCGCCUGCUCCUCUAGACUCAGAUGUCGACAGCUAUCUCUCCAAUUUGCAGUCUCAAUCUACGCUCGCAUUGAUCCAAGAAGGACUAGAACAAUCCAAACGCGACUUCGACACUUUCCUAGAGGACAAUGUCCAGAUGGAGUGGGACGCGCAACGGAAGCGCAUAUACGAGCAUUUCGGGCUUGGGAGACAAAGCGAGAACCUAGCUGCAAGCGCUACGCCAGGUCAAUCCACUCGCGGUGCUUUCGGAAGGUCCUCACGCCGAGGAAACGGACUGGGCGCUUCAACGGCUGCUUCUGGAGGCAUGUCGUUCGGAGCGACUGGAAUGCGGUCGGUCAUUGGAGCUCCCGCAUUUUCCGGCCGUGGUGCGCCUCCCCAGGACUUCUCAGAAAAGACCGCAGCUGGUGCACAAGCUGGUCCAGAAGACAGAGUCGUCAGAGACAAACAAGAGAGAUUCGCGACGAGUGUCCGAGAGCUCAACCAAGCCAGGCUGGUGAAGAAGGUCUAUCCUGUGCUAUCUAAAUUUGCGGCCGUUGAACGACCUACGGGGAUUGAUAGCACCCAGAAACUCGUCGACGCAUACAAUGCGCUCAUUGAGAUCACAAAGGAGAAUUCUAACGUGACGAAUGUCACAGAUGAGGGCGCUGUCAGAGAACGAACUUUUACGAGGGCUUACCUUGCAGAGAACAGCAAUUCGGCAGAUAGCUUAGCUAUUCGGAAAGCUAUUCUGAACGGGUCACGGCAGUACUUGGAGAAGAGCUACCUCGAACAAAUUGCGAGCGAAAUCGACAAGAACCCUGUGGAUGCUAAUCCUGGCGGUGUUCCUUCAAUCGUCGCUAAAAUCCGGGCAUUUAUCAGAUUGAAGUCGUCCCGCAAGGAGCUUGGGGCCGACAGCGAUCACCUAGCUCGGAUUGGUGACAAUGAUGAUUGGCCAUGGGUUAUGGUCUUCCACCUAUUGAGAGGUGGUCUACACCAGGAAGCUGCCGCUUAUGUCAAAGACCCGAAACACCAACUGUUCUUCAAGGCCAAUGACCGGCAGUUCAUUGCUGGGAUAUCGCAAUACGCAGCCAGCCCAGACCGGAAGCUGGCACCACAAACGCAGCAAAAUCUGAGCCACAUAUAUGCCCAGCGCUCACGAAUAGGUCCCGAACAUGCUUCAGAUCCGUACCGUAUGGCUUGUUACAAGAUCGUUGGACGCUGCGAACUAAACCGACGGAGUUUAGACCGUAUCAACCAGAAUAUGGACGACUGGGUGUGGUUGCAGUUCAAUCUCGCCCGUGAGAGCAGUCGUAUUGAAGAGAGCGCUGGAGAAUCUUUCGGACUGGAAGAGCUGAGAGCCAGCGUCAAGGAGAUAGGACAGCGCCACUUCUCCGCUGGAUCUGACGGUGCCAAUGGUUUCGGUGUUUUCUUCUUCUUGCAGAUACUCGCUGGGAUGUUUGAGCAGGCCAUCAGCUACUUGUACCAGCACAGCUACGUUUCUGCGGUUCAUUUCGCCAUCGCUUUGGACUUCUACGGGCUGUUAAGAGUCGCAAGCCUGGCUAGCGCUGGCACGGAGAUUUUAACUUUCACAACCCGGGACCUACCUCAGCUGAAUUUCGGUCAGAUGGUUGGGUACUACACUCGCGACUUCCGGGCUGCAAAAGCUGAAGCGGCAGCUGACUAUCUGACCUUGCUCUGUCUGAACGCUGAUCUUGAUGGCGAAGCGGGGAGAGAGCAAGCGCAGCUCUGUCAUGAGGCUCUCCGUGAGCUCGUACUCGAGACGAGGGAGUUUGCCGAGCUGCUUGGUGAUAUCAGAGGGAAUGGUUCUAGCAUACCAGGAGCCAUCGAGCAACGACUACCCCUGAUCAAGAUCGACGACCGGAGAUCCUUCAUGACGAAGAUCACGGCGCAGGCGGCUAAGAUAGCUGACGACAGUGGACGGACGACGGACGCGGUACUGCUCUAUCACCUUUCCGAGGAGUUUAACAACGUCAUUACCAUCCUGAACCGCGCUGUUUCGGAAGCGCUGUCGGUUGACCUGGGCCAAGAAGCUCUGCGGCUGGAGCCUCUCAGACCCCGAGUGAACGCGGGCAUCGUAGAAGGCCAGCAGCAACCACCACAACCAGGCUCAAGCCUCAGCUUGGCGGCCAUAGAUGACCCGAUCCAGUUGGCCACGGCCAUGAACAACAUGUACGAACAAAACGAGGCGUACUACAGCAAGAUCUCGCGCGAAAAUCGACAAACAAUCGCAGUGCUACUAGAGUUGAGCAGGGCGAAGAAGCAGGUAGAGGAGGGCAAAUGGGCCCCAGCUUUGGAUACUAUGAUUGAAACGGACCUCCUCCCACUGCGGGCCCAAGGCAGACUAUCUGAAAUCCGCAGCUCGGCCACCAACUUCGGCAACUUUGCACCUGAGGCUGCUAGGAACGUUGGCCACGUCCUCAUGUGGGCCAUCAUCUGCUGCGGCAAGCUUCGCGAGUACUUGCUCGGUGGUGCCUACGAAGAUCCUACGAAGAGGAAACUGGCCGAUCAGUGUCUCCAGCAAGCCAAGGACCUCAUGGUCUUUGCUGGGCUGAUCAGAUACAAGCUUCCCCCGAGGGUGUUUGAGGUGCUGGCCAGGGCGGGCCAGGACGUUGGGGUGUAUUAGCGUGUGGAAGUCUCUACAAUGGAGUCGGUUUUCUAUGGUGGUCAUUAGAGCCGUGUUUCUCUUCUCACACUAAAAAUCUGGCCCUUGGAGUGGCAUGAUGGCUGGAUAUCACGAUGGUGUUUUGGUUGCAUAGCAUAGCUAGCGCAGUAUCGUCAUUGGAUCAGGCCGGCUUUUGAAGGCUCUAUUCAUCGUGUCUUGGCAGAUCAAUGUAGCGAGCGAGUUCUUCAAAUUCUUCACUAAUGACUAUGAGUGAGGCUCAUAUCAGGUG
Messenger RNA from Mytilinidion resinicola, 3682 nucleotides. RefSeq names its product nuclear pore protein-like protein. The transcript is spliced from 6 exons. Bases 1 to 3414 code for a protein of 1137 amino acids. Gene Ontology annotation, cellular component: nuclear pore. The record is from RefSeq and is a predicted model, not a curated record. NCBI's taxonomy places the organism in Eukaryota, Fungi, Ascomycota, Dothideomycetes, Mytilinidiales, Mytilinidiaceae. Gene Ontology annotation, molecular function: structural constituent of nuclear pore. Gene Ontology annotation, biological process: poly(A)+ mRNA export from nucleus; protein import into nucleus.